Messenger RNA from Musa acuminata AAA Group (dessert banana), 751 nucleotides. RefSeq names its product cytochrome b5. Gene Ontology annotation, molecular function: heme binding. The record is from RefSeq and is a predicted model, not a curated record. NCBI's taxonomy places the organism in Eukaryota, Viridiplantae, Streptophyta, Magnoliopsida, Zingiberales, Musaceae. The transcript is spliced from 3 exons. Gene Ontology annotation, cellular component: membrane; intracellular membrane-bounded organelle. The coding region runs from base 107 to 511 and encodes 134 amino acids.
ACCCACCGCCGUGCCCACCAAACCCUCCCCAUCCCCUUCUUCGGAUCUGUCUUCUGCAUCGGUCUCUCCGCGUCUCAGAUCGAGUUCGAGGGAGGGAGAGAGAGAGAUGGGGAGCGAUGCGAAGGUCUACACCUUGGCCGAGGUCUCGGCGCACAACACCCCCCAGGACUGUUGGCUCGUCGUCAACGGCAAGGUUUAUGAUGUUACCAAAUUCUUGGAAGAUCACCCCGGGGGAGAUGAUGUUUUAUUGUCAUCGACUGGGAAAGAUGCAACAGAUGAUUUUGAAGAUGUUGGGCAUAGCACCACUGCAAGAGCAAUGAUGGAUGAGUACUACAUCGGGGAGAUUGACACGGCAACGAUCCCUGAGAAAGUCAAAUACACCGCCCCCAAUCAACCUCACUACAACCAGGACAAGACAUCCGAGUUCAUCAUCAAGCUCCUUCAGUUUUUGGUUCCACUAGCAAUCUUGGGACUGGCUGUUGCUGUCAGAAUCUACACGAAAUCAGAAUGAAGUAAUUCAUCGUCAUAAGAUGUUGCAAUAAUUAGUCAGAAAGCAGUGUUUGCAAUCUCCUGAGUUACAGGUUCGUACACUAUGGAUUGGCUUUCAACUGCUUGCAUGUACUUCAUUUUAUGGUCAUCUGUUUUAGUCAUAUCAUAGUACCCAUUACCACUGAAUUAAAUGGCCGAGAAAUGUAGUUUGUCUUUGUUCUUUCCUCUUCUAAAUGGUGAUGAACCUGCAUGUGUUUUUCAA